This is a messenger RNA of Nicotiana tabacum (common tobacco), 1789 nucleotides long. RefSeq lists its product as uncharacterized. Gene Ontology annotation, molecular function: nucleic acid binding; zinc ion binding. Lineage: Eukaryota; Viridiplantae; Streptophyta; Magnoliopsida; Solanales; Solanaceae. The record is from RefSeq and is a predicted model, not a curated record.
CAAGAAUUUGGAUUCCAAAUUAGGGUUUAUCCCUCCUCACUCCUCCGCCUAAAACCCUAUUCAAAUCGAUUGGAUUUUCACUGUAAAAUGGGUAAGCGGGAAAAGAAGGAAAAGAAAUCAGCAAAAUCAGAAGCUAUAGAGUUAGAAAAAUCAGCAGAGGUAAAAAUUAAGAAAUCUAAAAGAGUGCGAAUUAAGGAAAUAAAACAAGACUAUGAUGAUGAUGAUGAUGAUGAUGCUGAAGCUAAUGAAGACCUGAGCUUGAAAAUCAUUGAGAAAGCUUUGCUUCGUGGGUGCUCAGUUAAAAAUGGCGAAGCUGUAAUUGUUACAGAUUUGAAGGGUGAAAGUAGAAAGAGCAAAAAAGAGAAAAAAAAGAAGAAGGAAAAAAGCAUUGAGUCCCAAGAUGACCCCGUGUCAAGUGGAAUAGAUAAGGGUUUUAAAACUUUCUGUAAUGAGAUGUCUCCGGCGGAUGGAGUGAAAGAAGAAAGCAUGGAUAUUAAUGCUAUGAACGUCGUUGAUGCUGCAGCUGAAAAGAAUCCUGCUGAGAUGCCUAAUAAUGUUGUCCUACGAAGGCUUCUUCGGGGUCCGAGGUACUUUGACCCUCCAGACAGCAGUUGGGGGACCUGCUAUAAUUGCGGUGAAGAAGGUCAUGCUGCAGUCAACUGUACUUCAGCGAAACGCAAAAAACCAUGUUUUGUUUGUGGGAGUUUUGACCAUAAUUCAAAACAGUGUACAAAGGGCAAAGAUUGUUUCAUCUGUAAGAAGGGCGGUCAUCGUGCUAGGGAUUGCCCUGAAAAAAACCGAAUAUUUGAAAGUUCAAGACGCUGUUUAAAAUGUGGAGAUUCUGGCCACGAUAUGUUCUCAUGCAGGAACGACUAUUCUGCUGAUGAUCUGAAGGAAAUACAAUGUUACAUUUGUAAGAGAUUUGGUCAUCUUUGCUGUGCAAGCUACCCUGAUGGUGGUCCGAGGGAAAUAUCCUGUUACAGAUGUGGUCUACUAGGCCAUACCGGUUUGGCAUGCACAGGAUCUCGUGGGGAGACUAGUGGUACAUGGCAGCUUAGUUCUUGUUAUUGGUGUGGUGAAGAAGGACAUUUUGCACGAGAAUGCACUAAUUCCAAUAUCGUCAACAAGUGGAAUCGGGAGUUAUCGACCCCCAAGAUGAAAGUGUCUAAGGAAAGAAAGGAACAUCAUGAGUUUAGGUCUGUUCCACAUGAUUUUGGUAAGGCAAGAAAAAAGAAAGCAGAAUAUGGAGGAGGAUAUGCAUCAGGUUACAAUACAAAACAAAGGGCUGGUUGGAUCACUGAUGAUACGGAAGACUUCCCUCGAUCCAAUGGUUGGAGAUCUCCUUCAACUCCUACAAAUAAGAGAGCCAGGAUAUCCAACUUUGGGGCUGGUGGUCAUGCUUCUGUUUCUUAUUCAUCUAGAAAGUCCAACAGGCGUGAUUUUGAUAAUUCAACUUUUUAUGGGUCAGGCAAUUAUCAUCACCAUAGGUUUUCGGCUUCUCGAUUUGGCAACAGCAGUCAUGAUGGGAGGAGAAAUUAUAAUUGGUAGCGAAAACCCUUUAUCUCCUUUUAAUUAUUAUUCUUAUAUUUUAAAAUUUGGUUCUCAUUUAUUCCAUUUGUUGUUCUCCUGCCUAAGUGGCAUGUAAAAUUAAGUUUUGUCAAUUGUUUAACUAUCUAGAUGUCUUUACCUCUCUUCAAAAGAUUGUGAGAUGACUGCUCAUAGAUUCUGCCAUUGUGUUCCUCAACAGCAUGGUAAUUUUAUGUCUAAUGCUAUACAUUUUCUUAUUUAA